Messenger RNA from Empidonax traillii (willow flycatcher), 1296 nucleotides. Its product is annotated as glutamine-rich protein 2-like. The transcript has 12 exons. The record is from RefSeq and is a predicted model, not a curated record. The coding region runs from base 46 to 1236 and encodes 396 amino acids. NCBI's taxonomy places the organism in Eukaryota, Metazoa, Chordata, Aves, Passeriformes, Tyrannidae.
UCCCGUGUGUCAGAGGACAUCAGGAAGAUCCAGGAGGCACAGGCCAUGGCUGAGUCCAAGCAUCUCCAGGAGAUUGACAAGUUAAAGGCUGCUCAGUCCCGCAUGGCAGAGGACAUGAAGAAGAUCGUGAAGGAGCGUGACCAGGCCAAGGCUGAGUCCCAGGAUCUCCGUGAGGAGAUUGUCAGGAUAAAGGCGACACUAUCCUUCAUGGAAGAAGACAUUAUGAGGAUUAGGGAGACCCUUGCAUCGAUGAAGAAGAUGGAGAAGGACAUCACAAAGCUGAAGGAGGAUAUAGCCAAGUGGAAAGAGGAGAUCAGCAAGCAGAUCACUCAGCAAAUGGAGUCAGUUCUGAAGGAGACAAAGAGUGAGCUGAUGAAGAUGGAGGAGCAGCAGAUGAUGAGGAAUUCCAUGCUGGAACAGAUGGUGACUGAGAUGGCCAACCAGUUGAAUGCUCAGGACCAGCAGCUGAUGCAGCACAUGGAAGACUCAUUCAGCAAGAUUCAAAUGGAGUACAAGAAGUUCAGCUACAUCUCAGAGAGCAUCCAGGCAGACUGUCAGACGAAGCAGAAAGCUAUUGAGAUGCUGUUCCAGUCCGUGGAGAAGCUGAAGAAGGAAAAAGUAGAUGAGCAGAACAUGUUGAUGGCAAUGGACACGAAAGCAGACAAAGAUGCCUUGGGCAGCAAAGUGGAUUGCACCCAAUUCGAGGCGGGCAUGGAGGGGCUGGAGGAGAGGCUGCGGAAGAUGCAGGGCCAGAUGUCAGGGCAGAAGCAGCACUGCAACGAGCUGCAGCAGAAGAUCAAGGACAUGAUAGAAAACAAGCUGGAUCGCCAGGAGCUGAAGUUUUUCCGAAACCGGCUAGAGGACACCUGGAAGAGGAACAUGGAGGAACUUGAGAACCGGAUCUUGGGUGACAGCGCGGCUGGCACGAGGAAGCAGCUGCCAGUCCCUUUCACGUGCCUGUCCUGUGACCGCCCGAUCAAAAUGCAGGUUCCUGGCCCGUAUCCUGAGACACUCCCAUAUUUCCAGCCGAUGCCCCCCAGCAAGGACACAGAGCAGAGCCAAAGGAGAGCAGUGAUCAAUGGCAGAGUCCCCCGAGUGUCACCAAGCACCGUGAAGCCCCAGAGCGGCAGAAGCCCCGGGCAGAGCAUCCAGGCUUCCCUCCGGAACAAUUUGCAGCUGAAGCGCCUUGUGGUACUCCCCAGCAUGGUAGGGAAGGCACAGACACAGCAGGCAUGAUUGAGGCUGGGAGGGUGAGGCUGAGUAUCCGGGGGCAGUCUGUGCCUUCAGUGGCCCAGG